UUAACGCUGUACCUAUAUGUACAGGCGUGCAAAAUCGCAUGGCAAAUCGCAUGAUAAACCGCACGUCAAAUCAAAUACUAACAACUAACCGGACUCCCCCUGAAAUUAACACUGUACCUAUAUGUACGGUGGUGCGGCCUCGCACUGUCUCGAGGUGUAAAACCCGCAGGCGAGGGCCGCAACCAGUAUGUCGAAACCGCGGCAUCCCCUUGACCGCUUCAGAGCUGAGUGUUAACCGGACUCCCUCUGAAAAUAAUAAAAAGGAAGUACUCAGAAUAGGGUUCAUGAACAUAAGGUCGCUUUCAUCUAAAGCGCUCUUGGUCCAUGAUCUAAUUAUUGAUAAAAAGAUCGACAUACUGGGGCUUUGUGAAACCUGGUUAAAACCAGAUGAGUUUCUAGCCCUAAACGAAGCUACUCCACCACAUUACGUUAGCAGUACCCAAGUAUCUAGAGAAGUUAAGAAAGGUGGUGGAGUAGCCCUGAUAUCUAAUUCUAAGCUUAAUUUAAAGCCAAAGAAUAGAUAUAUUUUCAGAUCCUUUGAGGUGCUAGCGCUCUGCACCUCAGCUCCCCGAGAAGCGAAACGAGUUCCAGACUCUUUCGUUUUAGCUGUAGUAUACCGUCCAGGACUGUAUUCAGUUUUUGUUGAUGAGUUUUCUGACUUUGCAGCUGAUCUGGCUACAUACUCAGACAAUAAUUUGCUUAUUGGGGAUUUCAACAUUCAUGUGAAUAACCCAUCUGAUGCCCUCGCAAGGGCUUUUCUGUCCAUUACAGAUACGCUUGGCUUCAAACAGCUCGUCCAGCACCCAACCCACAUCGGUGGCAACACGCUGGAUCUCGUUCUGACCCGCGGUGUAGACAUUUCACAGCUAGUGGUCUCUUCCUACACCUCAGCUUUAUCAGACCACUUUUUGCUCACUUUCCAGGUGGUGGUAUCCUGCCCCUGCAACGAUCAGCAAGCUUUCAGCUGUCGCCGCAUCACACCUGCAACCAUUACAGCUAUGGCAGAUAAGUUAUCUGGUUCACUUGCACCUCUUUGUAACUAUAGUGGUUCUGUGGAGUGCCUUACUGAUGACCUCAACAUUGCCUUGUCUGUUGCCAUUGAUUCAGUUGCUCCGAACGUAACUAAAAAACAAACAUUGAAAAAACCAGCCCCCUGGUUUAAUGGAGAAACGCGCACUCUGAAGCGAAGCUGCAGGAUCCUUGAACGCAAAUGGCGCUCGACUAAACUUGAGGUAUUUCAUCUUGCAUGGCAUAACAGUCUGCUCACCUAUAAGGGUGCGCUGACUAUUGCCAGGAACCUACUUUUCCAGUAUCAUCAACUUGAAUAGAAACAAUCCUAAAUUUAUUUUUGACACGGUGAGGAGUCUCACUCAGAAACAGACUCAGACCGUAGGCUGCUCGACCGUGGCAGGUGAAUUCAUGGAUUUCUUUGAGAAUAAGAUUCAAUCAAUCAGAGAGGAAAUUGAUGCUUGCCGUGCGGCUUGUCCUACACAUCCUGUGGGGCAGGAUGGGGUCCUGCCAAGUAGGAUGGGGAACUCUGACGCAACUCUCUUGGAGUUCAAGGCAAUUCCUUUGGUGGAACUUGAAAGGGUGUAAAGGCAUCAAAGCCAACAUCUUGUAUGUUAGAUCCUCUCCCUUCCAGGGUUCUUAAGGAACUUCUUCCCACGGUGGGGCCUGCAAUCCUCUCGCUUAUGAAUCUCUCGUUUUCAACAGGAAUUGUUCCUUCCAAUUUCAAGGCUGCGGUGUUAAAACCGCUACACAAAAAGCCUGGCCUAGAUCCUGAAUUAGUCAGGAACUAUCGGCCUAUAUCGAAUCUGCCCUUCCUGUCCAAGGUACAGGAAAGGAUUGUAGCAAAGCAAAUCGUUGAUUAUCUGACGAGGAACAAUCUCUUCGAACCUUUCCAGUCGGGGUUCAGGAAUUUCCACUCAACUGAAACUGCUAUUACAAGAGUUGUAAAUGACAUCCUUCUUGCUUUGGAUAAAAAUACAAGCCUAAUGCUUGUGCUACUGGACCUGAGCGCUGCGUUCGAUACGAUCGACCACAGCACUCUUCUUCACCGUCUUGAGCACUAUGUUGGUUUCGGGGGUACGGCUCUUGGUUGGCUUGAAUCGUACCUCACAGAUAGAACCCAAUUUGUGCUUCAUGAGGGUUCAGAAUCAAAGCACUGUAAAUUAUGCUUUGGCGUACCACAAGGGUCGGUCCUUGGUCCAUUACUUUUUGCAAUCUACAUGCUUCCCCUGGGCGACGUUAUCCGCAGCUUCGGAAUUAGUUUCCAUUGCUACGCGGAUGACACCCAGCUCUACAUUCCUGUAGAUUCCGGGGACUCGGCCCAGAUUCAAAGGGUUGAGUCCUGUCUGGCUGCUGUGAAGGGCUGGAUGUCACAAAACUUCCUACAGCUUAACACUGGGAAGACAGAGCUGAUAAUUAUCGGCUAGAAGCGGGACCGGGAAGAGUUUGAGGAUGUCUCUCUGUGGUUGGAUGGCUUCGCCAUCCCACAGAGUGCGUCCGUCAAAAAUCUUGGUGUCCUGUUUGACCCUCAACUAUGCUUUGACCAACAUAUAAGAAGUAUUACUAGAAUUGCCUUUUUCCAUCUGAGAAACAUUGCAAGAAUCAGACCAAUGUUAUCU
This is a messenger RNA of Gadus macrocephalus (Pacific cod), 2627 nucleotides long. RefSeq lists its product as uncharacterized. The record is from RefSeq and is a predicted model, not a curated record. NCBI's taxonomy places the organism in Eukaryota, Metazoa, Chordata, Actinopteri, Gadiformes, Gadidae. Gene Ontology annotation, molecular function: catalytic activity.